ACAGCAGCUUUAUUACUACGAAAUACUGGAAAUUCACUAUACGGAGCUUGUGUGGAUAACAUACCCAAUGAUAAAAGUGGGGAUCUAUACUACAUAUGCAGCACGGAGACAGGAACGAUAAAGCAUUUGGAAUUAUCAACCAAACGUAACUUGGCAAUUAAAAAAUUAGAAGGUUUUUAUGCUGGAUUUGUUAAUACAUCUAUUGCUGCUGUCUAG
Dentiscutata erythropus is the source of this 216-nucleotide messenger RNA. NCBI's taxonomy places the organism in Eukaryota, Fungi, Glomeromycota, Glomeromycetes, Diversisporales, Gigasporaceae. The record is from the annotation of a GenBank genome assembly.